This is a messenger RNA of Camelus dromedarius (Arabian camel), 2069 nucleotides long. RefSeq names its product glycoprotein V platelet (gene GP5). The record is from RefSeq and is a predicted model, not a curated record. NCBI's taxonomy places the organism in Eukaryota, Metazoa, Chordata, Mammalia, Artiodactyla, Camelidae. The coding region runs from base 1 to 1674 and encodes 557 amino acids. The transcript has a single exon. Gene Ontology annotation, molecular function: protein binding. Gene Ontology annotation, cellular component: extracellular matrix.
AUGCUGAGGAGCGCUCUGCUGUGCGCGGCGCUCGGGCUCCUGCGCGUGCAGCCCUUCCCCUGCCCACCCGCCUGCAAGUGUGUCUUCGGCGACGCGGCGCAGUGCUCGCCGGGCAGCGUGGAGCGCAUCGCCGGGCUCGGCCUGCCCACCAACCUCACGCACAUCUUGCUCUUCCAAAUGGGCCGCGGCGCCUUGCAGAACGACAGCUUCAGCGGCAUGACGGUCCUGCAGCGCCUCAUGCUGUCCGACAGCCACGUUUCCGCCGUUGCACCCGGCACUUUCAACGACCUGAUAAAUCUUAAAACUCUGAGGUUGUCGCGCAACAAGAUCCCUCACCUUCCAGGUGCGUUAUUGGAUAAGCUGGUGCUCCUGGAACAGCUAUUUUUGGACGGCAAUGAACUCAAGGGCCUUGACCAAAACAUGUUUCAGAAACUGGUUAACCUGCAGGAGCUCUUUUUGAACCAAAACCAACUCGCUUUCCUCCCUGCUAGCCUCUUCACACGCCUGAGGAACCUGAAAUUGUUGGAUUUAUCGGAAAACAAUUUGACGCAUCUGCCCAGGGAAUUGUUUGGGGCCCAGGUUAACCUUGAGAAACUUCUGCUCCACUCGAACCAUCUCGUCUCUCUGGAUUCGGGGCUGAUGGACAGCCUGCGCGCCCUGAUGGAGCUGCAGCUGGACAGAAAUCACAUCCGUUUCGUCGCACCCGGCGCCUUCGACCGGCUGCGAAGCCUGAGCUCUUUGACUCUUUCCAGAAACUGUCUCGAUUUUCUGCCCUCCGCCCUCUUUCUUCAUUUGCACAAUUUGACCCUCCUGACUCUGUUCGAGAACCCGCUGGAGGAACUCCCGAAGGUACUCUUCGGGGAGAUGGGCGGCCUGAGGGAGCUGUGGCUGAAUGGCACCCGGCUGCGCACCCUGCCCAGCGCCGCCUUCCGCAACCUGAGCGGCCUAGGGACCCUGGGGGUGACACUGAGCCCGCAGCUGAGCGCGCUUCCGGAGGACGCCUUUCAGGGCCUGGGCGAGCUGCGGGUGCUCGCCCUGCGCUCCACCGGCCUGGCCUCUCUCCCCGCGGGCUUGCUGCGCGGCCUCGGCCGGCUGCGCCACCUGUCGCUGCGCGGUAACGUGCUGCGGACCCUGCCCCGCGCGCUCUUCCGCAACCUCAGCAGCCUGGAGGUGGUCCAGCUCGACCACAACCAGCUGGAGACCCUGCCUGGCGACCUGUUUGAGGCUCUGCCCCGGCUGGCGGAGGUUCUGCUGGGGCACAAUCCCUGGCGCUGCGACUGUAGCAUGUGGCCUUUCCUGGAGUGGCUGCGGCGGCACGCAAACCUCGUGGGUCGAGCCGAGCCGCCGCGGUGUCACGGCCCCGGGCCGCGCGCCGGCCUGCCGCUCUGGGCCCUGCCUGCCGGAGAUCCUUGCCGGGAUCCGCGGAGCCCGCCUUCCCUCGGGUCCUCCCAGCCCGCUGUCCCUGGUCGCGCUGCCUUGCGGCCCAAUCGCUCCGAGUCCGGGGCGUGGGCCCAGCCGAUGCCCGAAGGCAAACAUCAAGACCGUAGCCUGUUCUGGGGUCUUUAUUUUCUGCUUUUAGGGGCUCAGGCCGUAAUAACCGGGAUCAUUAUGUUUGCUAUGAUUGAACUCGGCAGGCUCUUUCGGAAAUUAAUCAGAGACCGCGCUCUUGUUUGAGACAACGGGAAAAACUUGCAAUUAAUUAAAACGUGACCAGAGUAUUGUCAGACAUGGAUCUGGGGAGAGUCCAGAUCGUUUUCCUCUCCCUUCUUACUCCUCCUCCGCCUUUCCCACCUCCUUCACUCCAUCCCUCUAUCUCCCCCUCUCUCCCACCUCCCAGUCUCCCCGCCAACAGUAUCCUUUACUGUUGUAAAUUGGGACUGCCUGCUUGCCUCAGUUUCCCCCUCCACCGUGUGCUCCCGGGGGCUUGGACUGUGUCGGCCCCUCCUUGUGCCCUCAGCGCCGUGCGGGGCGGGAGACGGGUCUCUUCAGCGUGUACAGGGAGGGUGCAGAGGAGCCAGCCAACUCCAUGCCAGGGCCUGCCUCCCGCACCUGGUGGGUGACUGGUAAAU